Messenger RNA from Labrus mixtus (cuckoo wrasse), 2396 nucleotides. RefSeq names its product gap junction alpha-3 protein-like. The coding region runs from base 672 to 1757 and encodes 361 amino acids. The record is from RefSeq and is a predicted model, not a curated record. NCBI's taxonomy places the organism in Eukaryota, Metazoa, Chordata, Actinopteri, Labriformes, Labridae. The transcript is spliced from 2 exons. Gene Ontology annotation, biological process: cell communication. Gene Ontology annotation, cellular component: connexin complex.
AAUGUACAACUGUUGGUUGAGGCUUUUCUUUGUUUGUUUACAGAAUUAGGACUUGUACGUUGUCGUAUUCUGGAGAAAACUUUUUCUUUCUGAGUCACAUUUUUAUCUUUUGUCAUGGAAAAUAACAGGCUUAAAAGUCUUAUUUUAAAAGCACACAUUUCUGAAAGAUAACAUGCCAUAGUUGUUUUAACACCUGAUAGAUUUAUUUCACAUAGCACCUGGUGCAUUUCAGCAGUUAACAGGAGUCAUUCUCUGAAUCUGCUGCUGUGCUACUGUCCAGCACAUCCAUCAGUUGUGACAUUGUUUUUAUAUCAUUAUGUGCUUCAGGAGCUGACAGUGCUGACAUUACUCAACUGUUUCAAAUUUGCACUUCCAACAUAUCUGACUGGUGUUUGAUUUCCCCCCUUGUGGAUCGUGUUCUCGCGACCCCGGGGCCAUGAAGGCCAGGAACCACAGAAUCAUGACUGGAACCUUCCCCCCCCCCCCCCCCCCUGUCUGCACUUGCCAAAUAUAUACCCUCCUAAAGUAAAUAUAAUCCUGUCUGCGUCCACGUGGAAAAAGGCCAAUAGCCUACCUGCUCAGCAGCAGAUUCCCCCACUUGUACAGUUGGUUAGCAGCUUGGCUCACUUGAGACUUUUCUGAGCUUGUUCAAGGUCUGAGCUCACACUGCCAUGGGGGACUGGAACCUGCUGGGAAAGCUUCUGGAGAAAGCCCAGGAGCACUCCACUGUGGUGGGCAAGGUGUGGCUCACCGUCCUCUUCAUCUUCCGCAUCCUGAUCCUGAGCGCAGCCACAGAGAAGGUGUGGGGUGACGAGCUGUCCGGCUUCACCUGCGACACAAAACAGCCCGGUUGUGAGAACGUGUGCUACGACAUCACGUUCCCCAUCUCUCACGUCCGCUUUUGGGUGCUGCAGAUCAUCUUCGUGUCCACGCCGACGCUGAUCUACCUGGGACACAUUCUCCACCUGGUGCGGAUGGAGGAGAAGCAUGAAGGCAAACAGAAGGAGAAGGAACAUGCACAUAAUUCAGACAAGCAGGCCCUCAUUGUGGAUGCCAAGCACAAAAAGGCUCUGGUAAGGGAUGACAGAGGCCGAGUACGCCUGCAGGGGGAGCUCUUGCGCACAUAUGUCUUUAAUGUGAUCUUUAAAACCCUGUUUGAAGUGGGAUUCAUUGUGGCUCAGUACCUCUUGUACGGCUUUGAGCUUAAGCCCAUGUACACAUGCGACAGACCGCCCUGCCCAAAUGUGGUAAACUGCUACAUAUCCCGACCCACAGAGAAAACCAUCUUCAUCAUCUUCAUGCUGGGAGUGGCUAGUGUUUCUCUUUUAUUAAACCUCAUAGAGAUCUACCACCUGGGCUUUACAAAGUGCCGCCAGGGCUUCACCUUCAGCAGACGUCGCCAGGCUGCUAAAAGUCUCCGGAAGGAGCCCAGUGAGACCUCUGUGCCCUUUGCGCCCAGUUAUGACGAAUACAUCCACCACCAAGUCCAGCCGGCCUAUCCACCUGUCCCCAGCUACGACCUCUCCCCUCUGCAUGAUGGCACAGACUCGUCCUUCCACCCCUACCACAGCAAGGCGGCCUACAAGCAGAAUAAAGACAACUUGGCAGUGGAGAGGAGCAGCAGCAAGCCAGAGGAAUGCGACCUGAAAGGAAAGAAGGGAGCAGGAUCGGCCCCUGGGUCACCUACGCAGGCCAGGCCGGGUCGCAGCGCCAAGCACAGCAACAACAAGACUAGAAUAGACGAUCUGAAGAUAUGAGGAGGUUUAUGUUUCUCUGAGGGGUCUUAAAUCACUGCGAGGGGAUCGGAUGUUUAGAUGUUUCUGAUCACAUGCUGAACUGAGUCCCCUCUUUAAGACUGAUUUGACUCAUUCCACUUCUGAAGGGAGAGGCAUUUUGUGGGUGCACGGAGAAGCUGCAGAGAUGAGAACAGACUGAGCACGUUCAGUAACCACAUUUCUAAUGAAACCGAGAAGUGUCCCAUGACGGGCUAUUCUUUAGAAAAACAAAUAUGAUUUCACAUUAGACUGUAGCAUUGAUGGUGAAUUGUGCACCAUUUUUGGCAACACCAUAAUUUCAAUCAAAGCCGAUAAGUAUUUUUUUUCUUUAAAUGAUUUUGUGUAUGGUAUGGGUCUUUUCACUUGUCACUUUCAAUAAUAAUACAAACUUUUUAUAGCACUUUUUAAAAAUGAAAUUAAGUUUUACAAAGUGCUUUCCAUAAUACAAAAAUAAAAAAAGAAAUGAUGGGCAAGAUGUAAGGAGGUGAAGAACAACAUAAACCACAGAGUAAAAAAAAAAAUUGGCCAAAAUAUCAUAAAAAUUCAGGCAACAGUUCACUAAAGUUGAUUUGCAUAAAAGCCUGUUUCAUUAAAGUGUUUUCAGAAGUGAUUUUUAAAAAA